AUGUCUGGUGAAGAAGAAAGUGCUGCAGUUCCAGCGGGAGUUCAGGAAAACAACGAAAAUGUUCCUCAAGAACCAACAGAAUAUAGUUGCAAAGUUGUUCUUAUUGGUGACAACGGAGUUGGAAAAACAUCUUUAGCACUUUAUUUCAAGAAUAAUGAACCUCCAAACGGAGAACUUCCAAUCAUUACACCAAAUUUCCAAAAGGAUGUGAAUCUACAAGAUAAAAAUGCUGUUGUUCACAUUGUUAUUUGGGAUUCAGCCUGUGGUGAUGAUGACAAAGAAAUCAGAGUUAAAUCAUAUCACGAUACAGACGUAUUUGUCAUGUGUAUGAGCCUUCACAACUCAGAUUCAAUGACAAAUCUUAUUAAAGUCUGGGCAAAAGAACUAUACACUUAUGACAAGAAGCCAAACAUAGUUAUAUGUGGAACUCACUUUGAUUCGAUGAAUAUUGAUCCGAUUCAAAUCCAAACAAUCACGCAAAACAUUCCGCACAACUUUUACAUAGAAACAUCAGCAAGAAGUGGUGUCGGUAUCGAAGAACUCUUCAAAGUUAUCGCAGAAAUUAAAGUUGAUCCAGAAUCACAUCCAAUUCACGUUACAGAAAACAAUCCAGUGAGCAAGAAGAAGAAAUCUGAAUGCUGCUUAUUGAUAUAG
Molecule: messenger RNA, 654 nt
Organism: Trichomonas vaginalis G3
Lineage: Eukaryota; Parabasalia; Trichomonadida; Trichomonadidae
Product: small GTPase mediated signal transduction
Exons: 1
Coding region: 1-654 (217 amino acids)
Biological process (GO): small GTPase-mediated signal transduction
Molecular function (GO): GTPase activity; GTP binding
Source: RefSeq, a predicted model, not a curated record